Cotesia congregata is the source of this 1893-nucleotide messenger RNA. The record is from the annotation of a GenBank genome assembly. Lineage: Eukaryota; Metazoa; Arthropoda; Insecta; Hymenoptera; Braconidae.
AUGUCUGUCAAAAAUAUCCAGUUAAUGAAGUGGAGCUUCCCGGCAUUUGCGUUUAUCAUUGGAUUUUUUUGGUACAAACGUCGAGCAUUAGAUCGAGUUGACCCCGGUGGGAUACCCAGGUCAGAUAAAAGUUCACCAGCGAAAGAACCAGCCACUGAUAAAUCAAACGGCGAAAUAAAUACAUCUAAAAAGAACGACCUAGACUUGUACGAUUCAGGAAUCCACGUCGAAAAAUCAUUAAACUCACUGAGCCUAUUGGACCAGACCCCGCCGAAAGAGCAGGUGGUUACUUUCAGUCCCCGCAAAGUUAGCGAGAGCUUAGAUAUACCGAUGAAGAAAUCUGACUCAAUGUCAAUCAGGUCGCGAAAAUCUUCGGGCAACAGCAUACCUUGGUACGAGGACGUUGAAGGUUUGCCCGACAUGAAGGAAGUUGUUCUGGGCAGCAACCCGAAAUCUUCAAGCUUCGACAGAAUGAUCCGCAAGAAACCUCCAGUUAUUCUUGAAAAUAUCGAAGACAAUAACAAUACUAAUAAUAAUAAUAAUAAUAAUAAUAAUAAUACUGGCGAGGAGCAAGUUUCUGGGAGGGAAGUUGUUGUCAGUAAAGUUGAAGCGAGUAUUGAGCAGGGGCAAGUUGUUAUUAAGGAACAGAAUGAGGUGCAAGAGCCGGUUAAAGAGGAAGGCGAUAAAGCUGCACCAGAGGAACAAGAUGAAUUACUACAGCAAACAGUUGUUGCUUCGCCUCAAACCAGAUCACGUUCAAUUAGCAUUGAAACUUGUGAGAAAACAAAUGAUACUGCUUCCGCUGGAGAUGAGACUAAAACGGGUCAGGCUUUGUUUGAACGAGAUUCUGCAAAUCAUAGUCCUGUUUCCGGAGUAUUAGACGGCAGUGUCAAUGAUGACAUCAGAAGCGAAGGUAGCACUGACAGUGGAAAAGGUGGAAGCAUUAAUGGAAAAGUACCAAAAAACAAUAGCAAAACAUUUUAUGAAUUUUUAAUCCCUGAAAAAUUCGUCGGAAAACUUAUAGGAAAACACGGUGCUUCAAUAAAGAGCCUGAACGAUCAGGCAAAUGUUAAUAUUACCAUUGACUUUCAUCCAUUAGAUGAAGACUUGAGAUUAUGUAUAAUUGAAGGGCUGUCGGAAAAUAUUGCGACAGCGUUGGACCUGAUCAGACAAAAAUUCCCUAAAAAAGCUUACCCAGGGUUUACACUUGAACAAGUUAAUGUAACGACAUCGCCCGAAGAAAUAACUUGGGUGCCAGAAUUGAUGCAGCUGCAAUUAGUUGAGAGUCUUAAUAAUGAUGUAUUGGUGUGUCAUAUUUUAAAACCAAAUCGUUUAUUCAUACAAUUACCCACACAUCCUACGUAUCCUUCAUUCAAGCUAUUAGAUUACAACUUGACACAAUUCUAUAGCACUGUCGAAUCACCUCAUGUGCCAGACCAACUUACCCGCGGUAUGAUUGUCGUCGCACAGUGGUACAAUAAAUGGGUGAGGGCGUACGUAGAACAGCCAGAUAUUGAAGGUUUACAGCAUUUAUUACGUUUAGUUGAUCAUGGAGGUUUCUGGAAAUUUAGUAGUGCUGAACUUCGUCAAAUUAGAUCUGAAUUUCUUACAUUGCCUUUUCAAACUUUAGAAGUUAAUUUAGCUUAUGUAAGACCGAUUAAUGGUGAAUGGACGCAAGAAGCGUUCGAUGUAGUAUCUCAAAUUUGUAGUAAUCGUAUUAGUCAAGCACAGGUUGAAGCAUAUACUAAUACUGAAAUUUUCGUCAGUUUAUAUAUUGAAUUACCCAAACACGGGGUGAUAUCCCUCGCAGAUGAAUUAGUAGCACGUGGUUACGCGGAGUCUGUAAGUUUUGAAGAAUUGUUAGCAGAUCAUUGUACGCCGUUGGUAUCAUAA